AUGGCGUUCAUUCAAUCCCGUGCUAUCGCUACCACCAAACAAUGCAUGCAAUCGGGGCUAGCCACAAGUGCGCAACUUGUGUUUCAACAGAUGAAUACCACCACAAAAGGCAUAGAACGGUAUGUAGCCUCCCGACGCUUGGAUGCCUCUGCGUUGCUGCGAAUCAAACUGACUGUCCAGUACCAGAUUACAGAGCUUGUGGUUGCCUACCGACAGGCUAGCGGAGAAGAUCCCACAGGACUUGCCAAUGAGAUCGAACGCCUGAGACUCGAGAAUGCCCCCGAACACCCCUACAUUCAACAAUUUGACGAAUUGGCCUGGGAACAUGGAGAAGAGGAGACCACUGAAGAGGACAACGUCAGGGCCAAUGAAGGAGACGAGGAAGAAAGGCGCAACUGGACUGACCCAGACCUAGACAUCCUUUCGGAGACUGUCGCAAGUACAAGCACCACCGGUGACAAUGACGGCAAUCAGCAAAGGAAGCAGAGCAAGAGUGAGAUCCGUGCUGCCAAAAAGGCUGUCAAAGCUGAAAGGUCCCGGGCGAAGGCUGCCAAAAACCAAAGGAGGCAGUCCGUCCCAGUCCGCAGUGAGGAUAUCGAAGCUGUCGCGCGUGUCUUGCAUGGUGAACAUGCUGCAGAAGCUGCUGCCACUCAUCCUCUUGCCACAGAUAAGACAGUCGAGGAUGUGAUCAACAGGAACAGAAGCUUCGUGGCGAGCAUUGAGGCACACAAGAAGCUGCUCCUAUACAGCGUAGCUCGAAAUCGCAAGAUUGGGCGACAAAGGCAGAAGCCCAGCGGCAACGGGGUCAGGCACAAAAGAAGCGAUUCGGAACAGUCUGAGGAGAAGGAUGCUGAGAUGAACGACCUCGUCACUGCCGUUUUGACCAAUCUAGGCAUCGUUCCUGCGCAUAUCAGUCAUGGUGGCGCCGGAUCUGGCUCGAAGAAAGAGAAAGAAAACAAGGGCGCCAUCGAUGCAGGUGCGCCUGUCUCGGCAAUCAUUGUCAAUUUGAAAAAGGAGAUCAAAGAAGAUCUCAAGACAUUCGAACACGAGCAAAGGGAAGUCUGCAUCAGGGCGGGCGGGUUUUGGAGGUACGUGGGCAGCAGAGUGUUUGAAAGAAUGACAAAAAUUGCCCAAGAGGUGGAUUGGAAGACAGGAAGAAAAUUGAAGGAGUAG
This is a messenger RNA of Exophiala oligosperma, 1173 nucleotides long. RefSeq lists its product as uncharacterized. The transcript has a single exon. Lineage: Eukaryota; Fungi; Ascomycota; Eurotiomycetes; Chaetothyriales; Herpotrichiellaceae. The record is from RefSeq and is a predicted model, not a curated record. The coding region runs from base 1 to 1173 and encodes 390 amino acids.